CAAGAGCCAAAGUCUAAUUUCCCUUCCAGCUUCACUACUACAGCUGCUGGGAGAGCCCAGGCUCAAAGUAAUGAAAAACAGUAUGUCAGAGACCAUGGCGAGCCCAGGGAAAGAUAAUUAUCGAAUGAAGAGCUAUAAGAACAAUGCCUUAAACCCUGAAGAAAUGAGGCGAAGAAGAGAGGAAGAGGGCAUUCAGCUCCGAAAGCAGAAACGGGAGCAACAAGGUGAUCAGAACCUCCUGAUUUUUUAUCUGUUUUAUCUUCCUCUUUCAGAGCCUAGUCCUCCAAUAGAUGAAGUUAUCAACACUCCAGGAGUAGUUGAUCGGUUUGUGGAAUUUCUGAAGAGGAAUGAGAAUUGUACUUUACAGUUUGAAGCUGCGUGGGCUCUAACAAACAUUGCCUCUGGAACCUCUCAACAGACAAGAAUUGUUAUUGAAGCAGGAGCUGUCCCAAUUUUUAUAGAGCUGCUUAACUCAGACUUUGAGGAUGUACAGGAACAGGCAGUCUGGGCUCUGGGAAACAUAGCUGGAGACAGUUCCGUUUGCCGAGAUUACGUCUUGAACUGUUCCAUCCUUAAUCCUUUGUUAACACUCCUUACCAAGUCCACAAGACUGACAAUGACACGGAAUGCAGUUUGGGCCCUGUCAAACCUUUGCCGAGGGAAGAACCCACCCCCAGAGUUUGCAAAGGUCUCUCCUUGUUUGCCUGUAUUAUCUCGCCUACUCUUCAGCAGUGAUUCAGACUUGCUGGCAGAUGCUUGCUGGGCCCUCUCUUACCUGUCUGAUGGCCCCAACGAGAAGAUCCAGGCAGUUAUAGACUCUGGAGUCUGCCGGAGAUUGGUAGAACUUCUCAUGCACAACGAUUACAAAGUGGCUUCUCCUGCUCUGAGAGCUGUGGGUAACAUUGUCACUGGGGAUGACAUCCAGACACAGGUCAUUCUUAACUGUUCAGCCCUCCCUUGCCUCCUCCACUUGUUGAGCAGCUCGAAGGAAUCAAUUCGAAAGGAAGCUUGCUGGACCAUUUCAAACAUCACUGCUGGAAACAGGGCUCAAAUACAGGCUGUCAUAGAUGCAAAUAUUUUCCCUGUGUUGAUUGAAAUCCUUCAGAAAGCAGAGUUUCGUACAAGGAAAGAAGCAGCCUGGGCCAUCACCAAUGCCACAUCAGGAGGAACCCCUGAGCAGAUCAGGUACCUGGUGUCACUGGGCUGCAUCAAACCCCUGUGCGACUUGCUGACUGUAAUGGAUUCAAAGAUUGUACAAGUGGCCCUCAAUGGACUAGAGAACAUCCUGCGGCUUGGAGAGCAAGAGGGCAAGCGCAGUGGCUCAGGGGUCAAUCCCUACUGUGGCCUCAUUGAGGAAGCCUAUGGUUUGGAUAAAAUCGAGUUUCUCCAGAGCCAUGAGAACCAGGAGAUCUACCAGAAGGCCUUUGACCUCAUUGAGCACUACUUUGGUGUAGAAGAUGAUGAUAACACCCUGGCUCCUCAAGUAGAUGAAACGCAACAGCAGUUCAUCUUCCAGCAGCCUGAGGCCCCCAUGGAGGGCUUCCAGCUAUAAUGUCUGCCUCCGGGGAGGGGAGGGGAGGGGAUGGGAAGCACCACCAGCCACUGGUAGAGCAGCCUUCUGGUGGGCAGAAAGCCAGCCCCCACCAUCACCUGCUGCCCUGCAGACUGUGCUCAGGACCUGCUCCACCCCCUUCCCUGGAGGGAGUGCCCUCUGGACAGACAGAACCAUCUGAGGCUCACCUUUGGGUUUUGGGGUUUUCUUCCUUACACUCUAUUUUGGCUGCACACAUGUCUUUAACCCAGGAGCCCGGGGGUAGACAAAGGAGGACUGAGGUAAUCAUUUUGCACCUUUCUUUGUUUUGUUUUGUUUUGUUUUGUUUUUCUUUAAUGGUGACUUCUUUUCUUUUAUCUUCUUUCAUCCUUCCCAGUCCUCUGCCCUGAUCAAUGUAACUCUUAUUUUGGGUACAUGAGCAGAUGGAAUAUUCCAGAGGUGGGAGGGGAGAGGAGAAAUCCAAAACAAAGUGUUCUUGCUUUGAUGGAAUAUUAAUCUUGUAUGCUUUGAUUGAGUUAUUUAAUUUUUUCUUUUGCACAUUUUUCUUGUAAAUUAAUGUUGCUCUUCCCAAGAGCUGUGAGUUCCUGGUUUUAGGAAUCCCAGCUGCCAGCACUGUCUGGGACUAGGGGUGAUGGGGAGGCCACUAUGAGACAAAGGCCCCUUACUCUCUCUCACCUUUUCCCCAGACCUCUUUAAUUUGGAACACACCCUCACUCUCCUGGGCCAAGCACACCCAGUAAGAGGGCAGGGGAGGAGCACAGGCUUUCAGAUAGGGCUUCUCAUGUGUAGCUACUGACCCCAUGUUUCCUACCCACCUUCCAAAUGGUGCAACCCAACUUCAUUUUUUACUUGAAAAUUUCCCUCAGAGUUAAUGAACCUCUGAGGUAGCUGUAUUUUCUCCUAAGCUCAAGACGGGGCUGUGGUCCCUCCUUCUGAGGAGAAAGUCCUUGCUCUGAUGACCCAUAAGUUGUAGAGGAAGUUGAAGUGAGACUCCCCAGUGUUGGGAUAGUCAGGGAUCCCUGCCUUUGGCUUUUCUUCUUCCUCUUCCAUAGUUGGAUUGUGUAUAUUUUACUUCCAAAGGAGAGAAUGUCAAAACGUUCUGUAUUUUUUUAUAUUCUAUAUAUUAAGUAGGGUAAUCUUAAUUGAUCUUAAGAGGAGGAACUGUCUGUAAUUUUUGUGAGUAGAAUACUGUGAGGAAGACUAAAAAGAUACACGGAACCUUCCCCACUUAGAAGGCCUGAGCUUGGCUCUUUAUCUCUGCUUGGAUUCUAGGCCAUGACCUGGGCCCAACCCUCAGCUCUGCAUCCUUUAAGCAGAUCAGCCGGCAGGGUCUGUUGUUCCUAUAAAUGGAGCCGGUAAGGAUGGCCUCAGAGCCUGGUGAAAUCUGCCUCUCUAGUCCUUCCUACUCAGCAUCCUCCUUAUAUCAGGAAACCCAGAAAGUAGUCUGCAUUCCCAAAUUCAGUUUCAAAGGCUGUUAUCCACAUACGUUAUCACACACACCUGCCUCUUCUAUUACAAAGAAACCUAGCAGCUCUUGUGAGAGCUGUUGGUAUCUUCCCUAUUUGGGAUCCUUGGCCCUGUUUUGGGUUUUCCCUUCCUUAUGACAAUUAUAAUCCGGAUGCCUUUUCUCCUGACUAAAGCUAGUGCAAUGCCCAGUGUCUCACCUAUGCUUCUAAGUGGAUUACCCAUGAUAGUAAAGGGAAAUAGAGUUGGCCAAAGGUGCCCUGCCCCUGCAUCCCCACAGUAAUUAGUCAGAGGUGUCCCACUCUUAAGCUAUGGCUUUUCUUCCCAAGAAACAAUAUCACUCUUGCUCCCAUUCUUAAGUAUUCCCUCUUGGCUCAAGUGAAACCUGUACCCCUUUACUUACAGAUCCAAACUUCAAGCUCUUUUUGUUGGCCUUUUGUCUUAAAUUUGCCCCCUCCUUCUAGUGUUGAAGUCCCCCUCCAGAGACAUUUUCUGAGGAAGAUGGCUUAGGGCUAAAAGUUAAUAAGAAUCACACUACUGUCAGAUGCCACUCAAGCACUUAGGAAUGAUGACUGUGAACCCCUAAUUUCCUACGAAGGCAAAGGACAGGAUCCUUUUCACUGAACCUGCUAUCUCCAUUAGAAAACUAUUCUCCUUGUUGGGUGUGGUGAUGCACGCCUAUAGUUCCAGCACUCAGGAGGCUGAGGCAGGAAGAUCGCCACAAGUUCAAGGCCAGCCUGAACUACACAACAAGACCUUGUGUUGCUUUAAAAAAAAAUUAAAAAUUCUCCUACAGUUGAAAGAAAAGUUACUUCCCACCUUCUCCCUCACCACCAUUGUCCUUGUCCAAAGGGCAGAGCAGUUUAGUAGAAUAUACUUUGUACAUCUCAAGCAACAGUUAACUCCCUAACACUGGAGCCAUAUUCUUAGUGUAAGAGACAAAUGUCCUCCUUUUCCAACUCCUCCUCCAAAAUCUAUUUUGGCUUCAGAUCUGGAUCCUGUACCAGAUGGAUGACUCAUUUUUGGUCAUCUAGCUGCUGCUUAAGCCCAGUUUUCUCUAAAGACUUCAAAUUCUACUGGGGGCACAAUAUGAGAUUUAAGAGAAAAAUAAUUUCUACAAGCUUUCCCUUGUGUCUGCCCCAGACUCUUUCCUCUUUAUCUUCCUCAAAUCCCCUUUCAGUCCACAGGUAAAGUUCUUCCAGCCUACAGAGGCAGUAACCUUUUCUUGUAUCUUCUUCUCUUUGGCCACUUUGUGAAGAGCCAAUCUAUGAAAGACCCUGGCCUAAGUAAGCUCAAAGCCUUUUUGGCAGGUUUCUGGAUGGUUAUUGCCAGCAUGAAAGGACCCCCCUGCCUGCCAUACAAAAUAACUUGAUAAGCUAUGUUUUUUGAACCCUUGUAUGGUGGAACAGGGUCAUAUAUCCAUUUUAAGAUCUCUGAUGGGGGUGGGGAUAUCUAGGUGUGGAUUAAGAGGACAGGGGGCUUUUUCUUUGCUCACAUCUUCAAGUACUGCCAGCUGUUCUCUUUUACCAGCCCCUCUAGGCAUUCUUCCCCCAGAUCUUCUCUAAUACUUACAGGGUGUCUAGUCUUUGAAGCCUGCUUUCAGUUUCAGGCAAUCCCCAGUGACCACCUGGCCUUGAUGUUGGCUGUAAUUUUCUGGUAGAACCACAUGGGUUCCACGCUCACUUUGCCAACCUGGUUAGUUGGGUCUGUGGAUACAGAUGACCCACUGAGGAACAGCUGUUGAUAACCCCAGUGAUCCCCUUUACCUAGAACCCGUAGGUCUACUUGUUCAACCCUCUUUGCCCUGGUAAGCCAUUUUUCUCCCAGGAACUUCUCUCUCUUUCUCUCUCUUUUUCUUAAGCUAAAGCACACAGAUCAUAGCUGCUGUUGUGGUUAAUUGCGGAAAAAAAGAAGACUCCUGGAUACAGUCUUUCUCAACCCAAAGGAGUUCAAAAGGAAAACUCUAACAAAAUGAAAUGCAUGUCUAUAUUCUUAGCGUGCCUGCCUGGGAGGCAGAGGAAAACCAAGCAAUACUAACUCCUCAUCCCACAGGUUCCCUUUGAAAGGCCCCGUCUCUUGUUCAGGCUUCCUCUCCUCCCCUUUACUCAGUUUGGUAUCCAGUGUCUUAUGUGUUCCUCAGUAGAUUUAUGUUAUAGGCUCAGAUUCUGGAUUCUCAGUUAAAGGCAGAGAGCUAGCUCCUCCAGGUCCUUGCAAGCAUUCCAGUGACCCAGUAGGGAGGACAGGCUGGCUAGGGGCCUUUCUGGUAGGCUGGGGAAGAAUACAAGGCUUAAUGCACUGAACCCUAGGAAAUGCUUAUGACUAGUAGCAGCAUCUUACAGGAAGUACUCCCCUAGAAGGUAGUGGAGGUGAGACUGACAGACUGGUCAGAAUGGGUUUUCCCUAGCCAUUUAGGCUUGCACAUUUUAGACCAACCCCAUCCAGUGGAUCCAUGUGGUGGGGACCAGCUGCUUUUGGGCCAAAGCCUUCAAAAAUUAUUCAGUCAAACCACUGCCCUCUAGCCUCAUAGAAUAUAAGAUCUUAGCAAGAAAUUGUCAAGGCCAACUAUGAAUUUUCCUCGAAGAGGGCAUUUUGCUUGAGGCCUGGACUCUGCGGGACCAAAGCUGUCUUUGAGAGAAAUAGCAGUGUUAAUUUGGGGCCCACAACAGCCUAGGAGAAAGAUGUGUUUGAUUUGUCUUCAAGAGCUUAGGCCUACUUCUGGAGGGCCAGCCUAACUCCUAAUACCCAUAUUAGCCUAAAUCUUCUACUAUACAUUAGUCCUGCUCUCCUGGGUAAGUCUGAUUUCAGGCCCUGGAUUAGGGAAGAAAACUACUACAUCCAGAGGGCUGUGAAGGAAGUCAGAGCUGAGACUGGCUGAGAACCUCUGACCUGUCCUUUAAAAGAAGUCCACAUUAUGUGACACUUGGACCCUGGAGUUGGAUAUUGGCUUUUUUAGCCAACUUUUGUAGGAAUUGCCUUUUACUGGCCUGUUAAACAAGGGAAGGGGUUAUGGGGUCCUAGGCACCCAAUAGACAAGAUGUCCUCCAAAAAUAGCUUGGCUUUCUCCUGAAGAUCCUAGGGAGGUGAAUCAAAUCCUCUUCACUAGUUUUUCUUUCCAAAUUCUUUUGCUUUUAUUUUUCUAAGAACUGUAAACUCUGGCCAUUUUUCAUGAUCUCAGGGCCCCUGGGUAGACAAAACUUGAUGAUUUCAGAGCAGACAUAGGCCAAGAAAAUAUGGCAUUGAGUGUGCUGAGUCCAGACAAUAUUUAUAUACACAUCCAAAUUUGAAGAGAAAAUGUAUUUCUUUAGGUUUCAAACACUGUAAUAGAUAAAAAGCAAAAAUAAAAACCUGUUACAAAGUU
Heterocephalus glaber (naked mole-rat) is the source of this 6374-nucleotide messenger RNA. The record is from RefSeq and is a predicted model, not a curated record. Lineage: Eukaryota; Metazoa; Chordata; Mammalia; Rodentia; Bathyergidae.